AUGGCGACGAUAACCGCACUAAAAUGCUCAGUUUGCUCGGCAUCAAUGCUGAAUCCUCAAGCAUGGCAAGCGACAAAAACCAAUACCAAUCGAUCGUCAAGUCCCAAACGAACUACGAAAAAGCAAACUUUAAAUCGAUCGAACAGUGCGCAGAAUAAACUAUCGAAACCGCCCGUCCAGGGUCUUGAAGAUGAAUACAUCAAACAAUUACAAGAACAAAUUUACUAUCUCGAAACCGAAUGUCACUAUCUGCGUGACCAAUUGAACAAAACAUCAACAUUGGCCCAUCGUUCUCACCAAGCCGAACAGGAUCGUUCCGAUUUACAACGAAGUCUGGUUCAAACAUCGUCUCAAUACGAACAAGUCGCCAGCGAAAACCAUGGCCUAACAAUCGCAUUAGAUGAACUUCGUCGAAAGUUUGAUAUUGAAAAGCAACAACUUCUCGAUGAACUGGAUAGUUUACGACGCGCUCGAGAUGCUCUCGAGCAAGAACGUCGUGUGCAUGAUCAGGAAUUACGACAACUUCGUGACCGAACACGGGUUACGUCAGAUGAAUUGAAAAAUACUCAGGAUAAAAUUCGUGUUUUGGAACAACAGUUCGAACAACAAUUGAAUCAAAAUAAACUUUUGAAUGAUGAUCUUCGACAUUCAAAGUUAGAAACAAGUAAUUUACAACGAACUUUGAACGAUCAUCAAAUUAUCAGUCGAGAUCGAGAUCGAUUACAAGGCAUCGUGGCGGAAUUGGAAAAAGAAAUACGAAUCCUUCGGCAAGAAGCGAAAACGCAAGAAGCUCGAUAUAACGAUGCUCAACUUCUUCGUGACAAAUUAAGUGACGAAAGAAGUGGCCUAUUGAAAGAAGUGACACGAUUACAAGCAUUAUCCAAAGAAUACGAAAGAGAACUCGACGAACUGCGUCGUGCUCUACGUGAACGAACUGAUGUAUUGCAAGUGAAAGAAGCAGAAUUAGCUGCUCUACGAAAAAAAGAACACACUUUUCGAAGUACAGUUGAUAAUUUGCAAGUUAAGUUAGAUACAGAAUUGCUCAAAAAUCAAGAUCUUGAUGGACAACUUAAACAAUUACAAAGGCAAUUGAACAUUGAAAUUCAAACUGCAUUAACCGCAAAACGAGAGUCGAAUGAAUACGAAAUUCGUAAUACUCGUUUACAAGACGAAAUCAACGCUCUUCUACGUGAUAAAGACCAAUUAACAAGUCGUAUUGCUAAACUAGAACAACAAUUACUAAAUGAGGAGCGUUUGACGAACAAAUUACAAAUUGAGAUGCAAGAACUUGAAGACCGUGUGAAAGAAAUCGAUCGUCUGAAAUCCUUGGAAGAUUUAAUUCAAUCUCAGCGUUGGGAAGAUAUGUCUCAAAUGGCUCAAACUAUGCAAACAGUUAGCCGAACAAUGGCUCGGGCAACCAGUCCAACAGUUCUACGCAAGAAACGAGUUGAAUAA
Molecule: messenger RNA, 1455 nt
Organism: Adineta ricciae
Lineage: Eukaryota; Metazoa; Rotifera; Eurotatoria; Adinetida; Adinetidae
Source: the annotation of a GenBank genome assembly